Oryza sativa Japonica Group (Japanese rice) is the source of this 2778-nucleotide messenger RNA. Its product is annotated as alpha-galactosidase-like. NCBI's taxonomy places the organism in Eukaryota, Viridiplantae, Streptophyta, Magnoliopsida, Poales, Poaceae. Gene Ontology annotation, molecular function: hydrolase activity, hydrolyzing O-glycosyl compounds. The record is from RefSeq and is a predicted model, not a curated record. Gene Ontology annotation, biological process: carbohydrate metabolic process. Gene Ontology annotation, cellular component: plant-type cell wall.
UACCGAUCUGUAGCCCGUCUUUUUUCAAGUCUUGUCUCUUUUCUCUAAGAACACAGCUUAAAUCUUGGUAACUCCGAUGGCUAUCACUUCAUUAUACUUGCUCUUACAAGUUGGUAGUGUAAUAAGAGUUGGGUAAAAGUAAACAGCCAUGAAUUGGGGCGGUGAGAUCUCGAGUCACCCGAGAGACAACAAUGCAUCUGUUUUGGUAUAGCUGCGAGCUGUACGGCCGCAGGGCGAGACCCUUGUCGGCCGGCACGGAUUACUACAGCUAGGAUUAACUGCAGGGAUGAGCUUGAGCUUGCAGAUUUACAGCUUGCAAGCAGCAGGUUUUGCAUGGACCCAAGCUAGUACUAGCAAUGCAAAGGACAGCGACCAGAUUGGCUGCACCUGCACACUGCACACACACACUGCCAUGCUCUCUAUCUCUCCUGACCAAAUCUUUAUUCUUUGGGCACCAGACGAAUCAGAUCUGGUUCAGAGAUGCCCUGCCCCUUUUAACUCUUCCACCAUGCAACUUGCCUGGACGACUGAAUUUUUAGUCGGCAAUGUUCAGUAAUCAGUCACGGCUUGCUUGCUUGCUUGGCCGAUUUGUUUGUUGCUCCAGCAUGCUAGGAUUGCUUAAGAGUUUCAGGCAGAGCAGCUUCAUGUGCUAGUGCAGUGUGAUUAGGAGCUUUUUGCAGAUUGCAGUAGAUAGCAUCCUCCCUUGGUUAUCCAAUCAAUGGCUUUUUAGUGGAUGGAAAGAGCAAAAGAUUCCAUGCAUGGAGUAGAUAGCUUUUGUUUUGUUUUGUUUAGAGGAGCAAGGCCACAUGUGUUGCAAAACAUUGUGGCAGAAAUAUGGAAAUGAAAGGGAGAGUGAGAGGGUCCAUGUUGAAUAAGACCCUUUGGCCAGAAUGUUCAUAGGAGCUUUAAUUACCAUGUUGAUAACGGAUGAUGAGGCCCCAUAACCAAGCAAUGCUGAUCUCCAGAAUGGGUGAAGACAUUUUCACUGAUUCUGAUCUGCACAACUGGAUUAUGUUGAAUUAAAUCAUUCAUGUCGACAGCUUGUGGAGGGCAGAUCUCUGAACAAAUCUAGAGUAAAUGUCUUAGAUCAGAUUUUUAUGACUGAGUACACAUUAAUCAUCUCAUCAGUCAUCCAGUCAAUCUUGGUGGUCCAAACAAAAUCAAUUGACAAUAUUGUCACCACAGUCUAGUACUACUACAAAGUAUGUGGUUGGUAAUAGAUGAAAGGAAGUCCAUGGAAAUGGGGCCCUACAAGCUUGGGGUCAGCCAUGGAUUGGUACUGCCUAACUACCAAACUCUAAAUAAGAGGAUGGCAGCUGCAGCCUGCAGGCAGGCAUGAAACCUGCUCCACUUGGACUCACUCCAUUUACAUGUAACCAUAGUUAGUACUAGAACCACUCUCUAGCUACUUGUAUAGUUGUAUGUUCCAGCUUCCUAGUAGGUGGUUAUGGACAAACACCCGUGAUGAUCUUAGUGUCUUAUCAGAAUAAUCAUGCUGAUGCAUUGGUCAACACUGGUCUGGCGAAAUUGGGGUACCAGUAUGUGAAUAUAGAUGAUUGCUGGGCAGAAUAUAGUAGGGAUUCCCAGGGUAACUUUGUGCCAAAUAGGCAGACGUUCCCCUCUGGUAUCAAGGCACUGGCAGAUUAUGUGCAUGCAAAAGGGCUGAAGCUUGGCAUCUACAGCGAUGCCGGGUCACAAACAUGCAGUAACAAAAUGCCAGGAUCACUUGAUCAUGAAGAGCAAGAUGUCAAGACCUUCGCGUCUUGGGGAGUUGAUUAUCUGAAGUAUGACAACUGCAAUGAUGCUGGCAGGAGUGUCAUGGAAAGAUACACUAGAAUGAGCAAUGCCAUGAAGACCUAUGGAAAGAAUAUCUUCUUCUCACUCUGUGAAUGGGGGAAAGAAAAUCCUGCUACAUGGGCAGGCCGCAUGGGUAACAGCUGGAGAACAACUGGCGACAUCGCCGACAACUGGGGCAGUAUGACAUCUCGUGCAGACGAAAAUGACCAAUGGGCUGCCUAUGCUGGACCUGGUGGAUGGAAUGAUCCUGACAUGCUUGAAGUGGGAAAUGGUGGGAUGUCUGAAGCUGAGUACCGGUCACACUUCAGUAUCUGGGCACUAGCAAAGGCUCCUCUUUUGAUCGGAUGCGAUGUGCGCUCAAUGAGCCAGCAGACGAAGAACAUACUCAGCAACUCGGAGGUGAUCGCUGUCAACCAAGAUAGUCUAGGUGUCCAAGGAAAGAAAGUACAAUCUGACAACGGAUUGGAGGUUUGGGCCGGGCCACUCAGCAACAACAGGAAGGCUGUGGUGCUCUGGAACAGGCAGUCAUACCAGGCAACCAUCACUGCACAUUGGUCGAACAUCGGGCUCGCUGGAUCGGUCGCGGUCACUGCUCGUGAUCUAUGGGCGCACUCUUCGUUCGCGGCUCAGGGACAGAUAUCAGCAUCGGUGGCGCCUCAUGACUGCAAGAUGUAUGUCUUGACACCAAACUAGUCAGCAAAGAAAAGCAGCACAGGUUAGUACGUGUCCGGCGAAUACAGCUAAAUUGAUCAGGAUUCAGGAAGAAGGUUUGCAAUUUGCAAGGAUUGGUAGAGCUGGAAAUGGGAUGCCAUUUGGUUAUGUAUGUAGAAAUAAGCUGUAAGCCUGUAAGCGUAUAUGUAAUCAGCCGUCAAAUGCUGGCGAGUGUAUUUCUGAAGUUUGCAACGAAAGUUGCAGCAAUAAAAAUACAAAAAGAAGGCUUUCCUGCCACUAUAUAAGAUAUGAACAUAUGAAUUUUUUGCA